Messenger RNA from Trematomus bernacchii (emerald rockcod), 2381 nucleotides. It is a transcript of the gene noazfp, whose product is annotated as zinc finger protein 330. The record is from RefSeq and is a predicted model, not a curated record. Lineage: Eukaryota; Metazoa; Chordata; Actinopteri; Perciformes; Nototheniidae. Gene Ontology annotation, cellular component: nucleus. The coding region runs from base 142 to 1113 and encodes 323 amino acids. The transcript has 10 exons. Gene Ontology annotation, molecular function: zinc ion binding.
CGGCAUUCUGUUUCAGACCGGACACAUUUUCUGGACGGACCUAAGAGAAGUUGGGAGCGCCGAUCAUUUCGGUUACCAGCCGUUAUCCCCGUGAAAACCAACCGUUAAACCAGUCCGUAGCCUGAUUGAAACGAUCCAAAGAUGCCCAAAAAGAAAACCGGUGCCCGGAAAAAGGCCGAGAGCCGAAAAGAGCGAGAGAAACAGUCCCGAGCCAACCGGGAUGUGAUCGACGUGGCCAAGCAUCCCUGCAACUUCACCAUGGAAUGCGACAAAUGUCAAAGAAAACAGAAGAACAGAGCUUUCUGCUACUUCUGUAAUUCAGUGCAGAAGCUUCCUAUCUGCGCUCAGUGUGGCAAAACCAAGUGCAUGAAGUCUUCAGAUUGUGUCGUUAAACAUCCUGGGCUCCACACCACUGGAAUGGCCAUGGUGGGGGCAGUGUGUGACUUCUGUGAAGCUUGGGUGUGCCACGGCAGGAAAUGUCUGAGCACUCACUCCUGUGUGUGUCCUCUGACGGAUGCAGACUGCAUCGAGUGUGAUCGUGCUGUCUGGGACCAUGGAGGGCGAAUCUUCCGCUGUAGCUUCUGUAGCAACUUCUUGUGUGAGGAUGAUCAGUUUGAGCAUCAGGCAAGCUGCCAAGUCCUCCAGGCAGAGACAUACAAAUGUGUUUCCUGUAACAGACUGGGACAACACUCCUGUCUGCGCUGUAAGGCCUGUUACUGUGACGACCACGCCAAGAGUAAGGUCUUCAAACAGGAGAAAGGCAAAAACCCCCCCUGCCCCAAGUGUGGUCACGAGACCCAAGAGACCAAAGAUCUCAGCAUGUCCACUCGCACGUUGAAAUACGGCCGGCAGGCUGGAGCUGAUGAAGAGGAUGAUGAUGAAUACGGAGCGUCAGGGUACGACGCCUACUGGAAGAACCUGGCAUCUGGAGGAGACCAGCAGAGGGUCUACGAUGAUGAGGACGACGAUGAUGACGACGAUGAUGAUGACGACGAAGACGAUGAGGAGGAAGAUGAUGAUGAAGAAGAUGAAGCUGUAGAGGAAAAGGCUGUAGAGGAAAAGGCUGCAGUGGAAAAGGCUGCAGUUGCCGUGGCUGGUCUUAAACUGGAAUGAGCUGGCACAAUCCCAAAACAUCCUCUGCAGAUGUUCACUUGUUACAGCGCAGUAAAGCAUAGAGAUAAACAUAAAGAGGUGGUAUAGUUGAAGCUGGGUGUCCAUAAUACAAAAAAUACAAUUUGGCACAUUUAGUAUGUAUCUAGGCUAAAAUUGGAUGAGGGGGUAAUAGUCCAAGAAAGACAAAAACUCCAUGAAUAUACUCAUUGCACUCUGUAAAAUUAAGGUGGUCAUCUGCUCUGUAGAUAUCUUCAAAUUGGUGAUAUGGUAAUGCUGGUCUAAAAUCAAAAGUAGCUAAAUCCCAACAUGCAGUAAGGUCUGUGAUGUCAUGAGGUUGAUCCAACGUGAAAACAUCUGGUAACCUUUCAAAAGAAAACCUCAUUGUUUUCCCAAUUUAUUUAGCAAAUGUAUGAUUUUAUAAUUCCAGAUAAUUCUUAGUUUCUCUAUCGGUACUGGACAAUUUUGAUCUGGGAAUUUCAGAGUUUUUUUCUGCCAAUAUUAGCUCCUUCCUCCGACUGUAUUAAAUAAAGGUUUUACCGCAAAUGGCCCCAAUACGCUGUCACACCCAUCCUUAAGACAACUUGAUGUUACAUGCAACGUGUAUAUUUCGUCACAGGUCCCCUCCCCAAGACAAGAUACAGACCCGCGCAGUGUGAGGCUCCUGAAGUAUUUUUUUCCAACUAUAAAUACUCAUGUCAUAGCAUAAGCGAUUGCCAACUUUAUCAGAACUUGACCCAUGAUAUGAGUUCAUUUAAACAGCAGUUUGACCUUUCACACAAAACACUUAUUUUCCGCUUGUUUGUUAUCAGGGGCACAUAAGAUGAUUCAUACACACACCUCGUCCUUGUUAGCUUCUUCUUCUGAUGCAUUCUGGGUAGUUGGUCAUAUUUUCUACUGAAAAAUCAACUUUUAUCAUUUUAUUGUAAUUCGGUAUAUUCCCUAACAAAGUAGCAGUUAUGAAAUCUUCAUAAACCACACACACAAUCUGUGUUUGGUUGGUUAUCAAACCAUGUUACAGUUAGAACUAACUUUAUAUCAUGUUGUAUUCACAAUGUCUUUGCUGUGUAAUACAUGUUGAUCUGCUGAGGAGUUAAUGUUUCAUAGUGUGCUGAUCUGAUUGGGCUUCACUGCUUCAAUGUAACACAAAGGUUGUUCCAACAGCAUAACCUAUUUGCCCUGAUCCCUGUAAUGCAUUUGUGAAGACAUGUUAGUGUAAAAAUAUUCCAUUAAAUAAUACUAUUGGAGUGAUCAUUUCCAAAUGGCAGAGA